This is a messenger RNA of Mya arenaria, 810 nucleotides long. Its product is annotated as NADH dehydrogenase [ubiquinone] 1 alpha subcomplex subunit 13-like. The record is from RefSeq and is a predicted model, not a curated record. NCBI's taxonomy places the organism in Eukaryota, Metazoa, Mollusca, Bivalvia, Myida, Myidae. The coding region runs from base 46 to 516 and encodes 156 amino acids. The transcript is spliced from 4 exons.
UACAUUGUCGUUAGAACGAGCUCUACCGUUCGUCCUGCAACCAAGAUGGUGGCUUACAAGCAGGAGAAAGCGCCACCCGGUGGUUAUGCGGCAAUUACUUGGGGCAGAGAGUUCAUACCUAAGAAAGUUUCCGCAUCAAAGUUAUGGGGUGGGUUCUUUGCAGUGAAGUUUGUAGGCCUUGCAUAUGGCUUAGGAUAUUUGCGCCCAAAACGGAAGCGGCAUCAGUUGGAAGAGCAAGAGUCCGUUCUCGUGAUGUCUGUAUUCUACCAGGCAGAACAUGAUCGCAGAGUGUUAAGAAGUUUGCGCCGUAUGAGAGAUGAAGAGGGUCGAUUGUUUGCUGACGAUCCUAACUGGGAGGUCGGUAAAUACAUGGGCGAGCAGCUGUAUCAUCGCGAUCACAACAUGUUCCGCGCAGCUCGGUACCACGAUAUGGCUGCCUUCAUGCCCCUGAGAACCUCAUGGCAGACCUUUAAACACUACAUCUCUAAUUUUAAACCCUUCCCAGCAUGGGACUGACUUAGUUACAAUAGUGAAUAAACUGAAUAAAGUCUCUUAGAUUGUAUUAUGACUACUGAAAACAAUUAUACAAAUAUUUUACUUUGUAAUUUAUCAGAAACAUUGAAAAUUGGUGUGUCAGGGAGUAUUUAUUAUGGGUUUGUAAGAAAAGUUGUUGAGAGUUUUUGAAACUUAAGGAGAACCUAUAGAAAUGCUUAUAAACACACUAAAUGUAAUCAAUUUCAAACAAGUAAUGUUGCUUUUGUUGCGGAGUGUUGCAUGUGUAGAAUGUUUAAUAAAACUCUAAAAAGAAAA